GUGAGACAAAAACAAGGUGAUACAGCUGUUGAUAAACAGAAACAUGGAGCUGGGGGAGGAGAUACUGAUAGUAUUCGCACUGCUAUUCUGGAAGAAGCUGUAAUUGUUUGCUCCACACUCAGCUUCAGUGGUUCAGCCCUUUUUAGUAAAUUGAAUCAUGGUUUUGAUGUUGUUAUAAUAGAUGAAGCUGCCCAAGCUGUGGAACCAGCAACUCUCGUUCCUUUGUCCAAUGGAUGCAAACAAGUGUUUCUGGUUGGAGAUCCUGUUCAACUGCCAGCCACUGUAAUUUCUCCUAUUGCUGAGAAAUUUGGCUAUGGAACGAGUUUGUUUGAGAGGCUUCAGAGAGCUGGUUAUCCAGUGAAUAUGUUGAAGGUGCAGUAUCGAAUGCAUCCUGAGAUAAGGAACUUUCCUUCGAAGGAGUUCUAUUCUGAGGCAUUGCAGGAUGCAGAAGAUAUUGCGAGCAAGACAGUGCGUGACUGGCAUAAGUAUCGCUGUUUUGGUCCUUUUUGCUUCUUUGACAUACACGAGGGAAAAGAAUCACAGCCCUCUGGAAGUGGGUCCUGGGUAAACACUGAUGAGAUUGACUUUGUGCUCCUCUUGUAUCAUAAAUUGGUGACUAUGUAUCCUGAGCUCAGAUCGAGUUCACACCUUGCAAUUAUCUCUCCCUAUAGAUACCAAGUCAAGCUUUUCCAAGACCGAUUUAAGGAAACUUUUGGGCAGGAUUCCCAAAAGUUUGUGGAUAUACAAACUGUUGAUGGUUUCCAGGGUCGAGAGAAGGAUGUUGCAAUAUUCUCAUGUGUUAGGUCCAAUAAGGACAGGGGUAUUGGAUUCGUUUCUGAUGCCCGGCGCAUGAAUGUUGGUAUUACCAGAGCAAAGUCAACUGUGCUGGUGGUUGGUUCCGCAUCAACUUUAAGGACUGAUGAGCAUUGGAACAAUCUAGUGGAGAGUGCUGAGAAGAGAGAUUUUUUAUUUAAGGUCUCCAAGCCCUAUACUUCAUUUUUCAGUGAUUCAAAUCUUGAAUCUAUGAAGAUUCGAGAAAACCUGCCAGCAGAGUUUGACAAAGAUCUGGAUGACAUUAUGAUGCAUAGUAAUCUUGGAGAUGCUGAUCAGGGGCAAGCUGACGAUGAUGAUCAUAAUGCAGAUGACAUGGACCAAGAUGGUGGUGAUGAUAACGAUUAACACAACCCAUUUUCUCUGUGAAUUGUUAGUUUUUGGCAAAUUACGGGCCUCCAAAAGCAAGGGGGAAAAGGAUAGUAUCAAGUGAAUUACAAAAAGAUGAGACAGCUGCAUGUGGACUUCGGGAACGGCAAGGAACUGAGAAUAAAUAAUUGGCAACACUUAUCACUAUUCAUGAGAUGCAAAGUGCAACAAUAGCAAGCUGAGUGCAAUGGCUAAGUGAACAGAAUCAGAAUGAUUGAUGCAAGUUCCUCGGUGUUCAGAGUUUUAACUUCAAUUGAAUCAGGGAGUUUUCUUAUGGAUGAGCUACUCUUGAUAAUAUGUUAGGUUCAAUGGGUUUCUGAAUUAGAGAGGAAAAAGAAACGAAGAGGAAAACAAAAAAAGAAGUAUAUUUAUUAGUGAAAAUAGCAAAUAUUCUCCAAAGAGCAUGGGCGUCAGUUAAUAGUCCAUGUUAUAGUUUUGCAGAUAUUGAGGUGCAAUAUUUUUAAAGUCAUUAUUCGCCAUAAGUAAUACACCAUUGACAUUACACAGAUGAAGCCUAAAUGACAAAGGUUUUACUAAGUUGGAUAAAUUUCUUGUUUACACAGAUUAUUGUUCA
Messenger RNA from Jatropha curcas, 1774 nucleotides. The record is from RefSeq and is a predicted model, not a curated record. Lineage: Eukaryota; Viridiplantae; Streptophyta; Magnoliopsida; Malpighiales; Euphorbiaceae.